AUGGUGUCGCGUGUGGAGCGUGUUUUAGCGAAAAUCGCAUUAUUCGCUAUUCUAGCGUCACAUGUGGCUGUUGUUAAAUGCCAAUUGAGGUUUGCAUCUGUAGGAAAUUGGGGUACAGGCUCAAAACUUCAGAAGAAAAUUGCUGAGACGCUCAAGUCCUCCAUUGCCAACGAUCGCGUUACAUUCAUUGUUUCCCCGGGCUCUAACUUCGAAUAUGGCGUUACAGGUCCUGCAGAUGAUAAAUGGGAAAUGCAAUUUCAGUCCGUAUAUAGGAGCGAAGACGGCUCCAUGGAAAUACCCAUGUUCACUGUCCUGGGAGCAGGAGAUUGGCAAGGAGACUUCAAUGCUCAGAUAAACCGCAAUCAACAGGCAUAUCUCACCGCUCAGAUGACAGAAAAGACGGACAUGAAGGGUCUGCCCCGCUGGACAAUGCCAAACUGGUGGUACCAUUACUACACUCACUUUGCUACAACAGCUUCUAUGUCCCUACUCAAGAGUGGCCACAAAGACAUGAGUGUCGGCUUCAUUUUCAUCGACACAUGGAUCCUCAGCAACGCUUUUCCCUACAAGGAUGUUACCAAUGCUGCAUGGGCAGAUCUUAAGAAGGUGCUAGAAAUAGCUCCAAGGAUACUAGACUACAUCAUUGUGGUUGGGGACAAGCCCAUACAAUCCAGUGGACCUUCGAAGGGUGAUUCACAGCUCGCAUACUACCUCCUACCUCUCUUGCGUGAGGCCCAAGUUGAUGCCUACAUCUCAGGUUAUGACCACGAUAUGGAAAUAAUAGAUAGCAACGGCAUCUCUUUGAUUGUUACCGGAAAUGGUGGCAGCAGUGGAAGAAGACCCGUCAUGAAAACUACUAAUUCUCUUUUCUUCAGCGAAAAGGGCGGAUUCUGCAUUCACGAACUCAAUGCAGAUGGUAUGGAGACCAAGUUCGUCAAUGGAGACACGGGUGAAGUUAUGUACACCCACAAGCAACCAAUCAAGAAGAGACAACAGCGUCAGUAUGGAUCAGAAGUUCAGAAUGUCUCGGCCUUGCCCAAUGUGUCUCUUUACCCGAUCGGCGAAAUGGCGUCACCCACUCAGAUGGAUGCGUUCAUCAAAAUAGUAGGUACCAUUGGGUUGAUCAUAGCCGGUAUCCACAUUACCCUGUUAUCCGGGACUACACUGGGUAAGGCAGCAGCCAUAUAA
Molecule: messenger RNA, 1188 nt
Organism: Babesia sp. Xinjiang
Lineage: Eukaryota; Apicomplexa; Aconoidasida; Piroplasmida; Babesiidae
Product: Tartrate-resistant acid phosphatase type 5
Exons: 2
Coding region: 1-1188 (395 amino acids)
Molecular function (GO): ferrous iron binding; ferric iron binding; acid phosphatase activity
Source: RefSeq, a predicted model, not a curated record